Molecule: messenger RNA, 1203 nt
Organism: Mercurialis annua (annual mercury)
Lineage: Eukaryota; Viridiplantae; Streptophyta; Magnoliopsida; Malpighiales; Euphorbiaceae
Exons: 4
Coding region: 331-939 (202 amino acids)
Source: RefSeq, a predicted model, not a curated record
CAUUUUCAUUCGAUCAUGCUAUCCCUUAGGAAGUCUCUAUCAGCAGCUCUAAAUUUACACAUACGAUCUCCAAUGAUCCUCCAGAAAUCAGAAACCAUUAGGAAAGACGUUGCAUUUGUGAGGCCAAAUCAAAAGACCUUGUUGUCCAUCUUUAUGUUGACUAAUAAGUGAUUAGUUUCGUCUUAGAUUUCGAAUUCUACAGUUAUUUCAAACUCUUAGCUUAAACCAACUAUAUAAACUGUCUCCACCUUCUAAUCAUCAAAUGUAUUCUAGUUCAUCACAAUUACAAAGUGUUUAGUAUUUUUCUGUUGGAGCCAAGUUAGCUAUAGAAUGGUGGCUAUGGCUAGCUUCAACAACUUGGCUCUUCUCGCUCUUGCUCUUGUUCUCUCUGUGCAAGGCACUCUUGGAGAAAUAACAUGUGAGAAGCUUGAUCAAGAAACAUGUUCAUAUGCAAUCUCAUCAACUGGAAAACGGUGCGUAUUGGAGACGCAUAUGAAAAGAAGUGGAGAGGAAUCAUAUACAUGUCGUACAUCUGAAAUCGAAGCUGAUAAGUUGAGAAAUUGGGUUGAAACUGAUGAAUGCAUUAAAGCAUGUGGUUUGGACAGAAAAUCAUUAGGAAUUUCAUCUGAUUCUCUCAUUGAAUCUGAUUUCACUAAGCAACUAUGCUCUCCUCAGUGUUAUGAUAGCUGCCCUAACAUUGUUGAUCUUUACUUCAAUCUUGCUGCCGGUGAAGGUGUGUUUCUGCCUAGGCUUUGCGAAACAACAAAAAAAGCAAAUGAAAGGAGAGGAUUGAUGACUGAUAUUCAUAGCUCAAGUUUGGCUGUAUCAGCUCCAAUUCCUAAAGUGAAGAACACAUUUCUUCCAGUAUAUGCACCAACGCCUUCACCAACACCAGCACCACCAAUGCCACCACCGCCGCCACCGCCGCCCGUUUAUUAGGAAUUUCUUGGCGGAAACAUGAAAUUAAGAAGCAUCAAACUAAACUAUAUGUGUGUGUACUUUGGGGCAUAAGUUCUACGGAUAAAUAAUAUAGAAGGUAUGAAUAUUUUAUUAAGGAGCGAGCCAGCUUCAUUGCUACUUCGGCUUGCAACUAUGUGUUCUGUCUAUUAUGUGAAAUCAAUAUUUACUAGAUUGAUUUAAUAUGAUUGUAUGUUUGUAUUAUGAUGUGAUUACCAUCAAAUAAUAAAAAAUAUUUGUUUUUAA